UGGAGACGCUGAUGGAUGGUAGCCCUGCCCUCUCCCUGCCGACGCACCUUAUACAGGACAGGCUUGAGCGGGAGGACACCGGUGCGCUGCGCCCUGACAACCUCGUUGCCCCCUACUUGAGUACAGGUGGAUCUGACACCGGGACGCGUCAACAACCCCGCACUUCGACUUCUUCUCCAUCCCAUGAAGACGGGUCACUUUUUCUCUGUUAUCGUUUUCACCCUGCUACUCAGUUACUCAUCACAGUCCCAAUGGAUAUCUACAGCUCCGCGUUAUCCCCAGCGCUGGACAUCUGCACAGGUUGCUAUCUGCUGGUUGUAGCUGUUCUCUCCAUUCUGGGAAAUCUGCUGGUCAUCAUCAUGGCCAUCAAAAAAUCAUCGAGGAUGAAGCCGCCGGAGCUGCUGAGUGUGAAUCUUGCAGUGACAGACCUGGGAGCAGCUAUUACUAUGUACCCCCUGGCUGUGGCCUCUGCAUGGAGCCACCGCUGGCUCGGGGGAGACAUUACUUGUACAUAUUAUGGCCUGGCAGGGUUCUUCUUCGGCAUCGCAAGCAUCAUGAACCUGACUAUCAUGGCCAUAGUCCGCUUCGUUGUGUCCAUUAAUCUGCAGUCUCCGAGUGAGAAAAUCAGCUGGAUGAAGGUGAAGAUACUGUGCUUGUGGAGCUGGCUCUACGCUCUGAUCUGGGCUCUGUUCCCCAUUCUGGGCUGGGGACGAUAUGGCCCGGAGCCCUUCGGCCUCUCCUGCUCUCUUGCCUGGGGAGAAAUGAAAAAUGAGGGCUUCUCUUUUGUCAUCUCCCUUUUCUCCUUCAACCUCGCCAUGCCUUCUGUCAUCAUCAUGUGCUGCUACUUUGGCAUCGCCCUCAACCUCUAUUUCACCCACAAAAAGUCGAUGAACAACAGCAUCCGAGUCCCCAACAUUGUCAAGCUACAUCGGAGGCUGUUAACAAUUGCUGUGUUGAUCAGCGCCGGCUUCAUCGUCUGCUGGACGCCCUAUGGCCUGGUAAGCCUGUGGUCUGUUCUCCGUGACAGUAGCACCAUCCCGGCUGAAGUUAGUCUCCUGCCGUGCAUGUUCGCAAAGAGCUCCACCGUAUACAAUCCUAUGAUCUACUACAUCUUCAGCAAGAGCUUCAAAAGGGAGGUAAAGCAGCUGUGCUGGUUGUGCCUACGCUCGAAUUCCUGCCACGCCUCCAACAGCAUCAACGACAACAGCAUUUAUAUGGUUAGCACUAACAUCAAGCCCAGAGUAGCAACGCAAUAUACUAUGGAGGAGAUCUCAGAGUCAAAGAUAGUGACCUUGGGUUGAAAGACUUUUUUGGGAUAUGCUUGAGAGGAAAGACUUCACUGUUCAACAAAGACUUUUGUGCUGUUAACGAAUGAAUGGUCUCAUAAUGUGUUAUCUCACAAACCUUAUCAGGAUAGGUAGUGCUAUUAUAAUGUUACAAGCAGGUAAUGCUGGCCUCUUUUGUGUGAGGCCAGAAUGAAGUGUUUGCACAACAGGUUAAAUGCUGUGAAGGUUCAGCCAACUGAGCUAUAGAUUAGAUCUAACGUGCACAAUUGUAUGUACUUGCAAAAGCCAAUGAACAAAGUCAAAAAAAGAUUUAAUACUGUGCUUUCAGGUGGCAAAAAAUUAACACAAAAAAAAAAACAGAAGGAGGGGACUACUUACUGUUGAGUGAACAGCAAGAUGUAAAGGAAGCUAAUGUGACAGCCACACAGGGUUGAAGAAAGUUUUAAAACAUUACAAACCAAAGGUUGUACUGUAGAAUGGGACAAAAACCUUAUUUUUAUCUUUGAAAAAAAGAAGAGAUGUUUACUUUAAUGAUUCAGGUUUGAUCUGUGAUAGAUAGUCGUUUGAUUGAUGAUUGAAUAAUUACUUCUUCAUAGUUUUGUGACACCAAUCAGUAUUUUCCUAUAUAUAUAUAAGACUGUCAUUAUUCUUCCUUUUUAUUACCAACAAAUCUGGACCAAAACCAAAAAAAUAAGUACAGUGAAGGUAUUGCUCUUUUUUGAAUAGUUGGAUAUUUUGGGAAAUAAGCUUAUUCGGUUUCUUGCCGACAGCUACAGCCAGCUGUUAGCUUAUCCUCGCACAAAGACUGUAAACAGGGGGGAACAGUAAGGCUCUGUUAGUGAGCUUUAGAGGUUUAUUGCUGUUUCUGUCCUUCGUUGGAUGUAUUUUUAAUAAAAAGAUAAACUAAAGCUUCAUCCAGAACUAUGAAAAUAAAAGCUCUUUAGAAGUCAGUGUGCAGCUGAUUGUUAUGUCACCAGUGUAUUAAUGAAAGCAUUGUUUCACUGGAACUCCUCCAAUAACACAGCAACAGUAUAACAGCUUAUUAUUGUAUAUUAAUGACAAGUUCAUGUUUCUAUACACGCUUUUUGCGAACUGUCCAUUUCCUGCUUUACUCAGGGAUGAUUUUGAUGUUCACCUGCACUCUACAAUAGCAGCGGUGGACCCCCGCAGGAGUUCCCUUUUAACUUCCUCUUUCAAAAAGCUUGACAAAGUGGCAAACUGUUAGUUUUGGGAUUUUGCAGUGUCAUGUUUUUUUUUUUAGCUACUGGUGACAAUGUUGAAUUGUUUCUAAACUGUAUGAAUGUAGAGCUGUGAACCUUUUGCAUAUUUGUGUGCACAAUUACUGUACUUGUUUGAGAAAAAAACAGACUGCUUACAA
This is a messenger RNA of Morone saxatilis (striped sea-bass), 2664 nucleotides long. RefSeq names its product opsin 8, group member b (gene opn8b). Gene Ontology annotation, cellular component: membrane. The coding region runs from base 12 to 1301 and encodes 429 amino acids. Gene Ontology annotation, molecular function: G protein-coupled receptor activity. The transcript has 4 exons. Gene Ontology annotation, biological process: G protein-coupled receptor signaling pathway. The record is from RefSeq and is a predicted model, not a curated record. NCBI's taxonomy places the organism in Eukaryota, Metazoa, Chordata, Actinopteri, Moronidae.